This is a messenger RNA of Trichoplusia ni (cabbage looper), 2927 nucleotides long. RefSeq lists its product as uncharacterized. Lineage: Eukaryota; Metazoa; Arthropoda; Insecta; Lepidoptera; Noctuidae. The transcript is spliced from 3 exons. Bases 2257 to 2919 code for a protein of 220 amino acids. The record is from RefSeq and is a predicted model, not a curated record.
AGAGGGAAAACCCGCGAAAAAUUAAAUUAUAUACUCAUUAAUAUUUCUCUACUACCUAUGUAUGAGCAGUACCUACAAGACAAUAUAUUCCAAAAUUAGAGAAGUCAAGCCAACCUAAAAACUCAAAGAAUAUUCACUUUAAAGUUUUUCGUAAGUAUUUGAAGAAACAAAUAACAAUUUGAUUGCAAAUUGCCACGGUUUAAAUCAAUUCGCCUAGAGGAAUAGAGUGAAGUGAAUCAAUGUCUCAUCUAAAGUGCUUGUUUAUAGACAAUGUUGGAAAUAUUACAGUGCAUAUUAGGAUUUCUCUAUAUCGGCCGAUACUGUUAUGUACACAGUGAACCUCAUAUGAACUCCUCCCACUACAUCGAUUUUUACGAAUACGGUAAGCAGAAAUUAAUAGAUAUUAUAUCAAACCAUCAGUUGCAUAAUUAAUUAAAAAUUAAGAUAUUUAUAAAAAUGGCCUGGCGAAACCCUUUUUAGCUCACUUUGUUUCCCAUAUGUUUGUCUGUCAAGGCCCUUUUUGGGUACUUCUUUACGUGGAGGUAAAAUAUAAAAUGGGUUUUUCAAACCAUACAGGGCGAGCCAAUCUCCUUACACUGAGGGUUCCGUAAAAUGCUAAAAAUAUUGCAAAGAAAAUUGAUCACCAAUCAAAUCAAGGUGAAUCGACAAUUAAGCCAAAUUAAUGCCCGUGCCAAAGUUGCUUCACCUCUUUUUCACUACCUAUUUAUUGUUGUAGCGGCAGCCUAUAAUAAAUAAGUCAUGUCAAAAUUUUAACUUAAAGAUAUCACAAUUCAAUACAGCCUGGCGACAGACAGGUUUCAAUUUCACUCCUUGAGUCCGGCAAGUGUGUUUAACUCGUGAUUUUUGAUUCACUGUCCGUUGACUAUGAACUAUUAAACUUUGCAAGUAACUUCAUUAUAGACCACAGGCAUGUGUGAAAAAAAAAACGCAAUACAAAGUACGCGAUUCAAUAAUAGAACCAUUUUUAUAAUGAAGUACGUACGGAGCCCUCGGUGGCGAGCCCGACUUGCUCUUGUUUACGUAUAAUUUUGUAAUGUGAGCUUUAUUUUUUAAUUUCUGUUUUAAUUCGCUGUUUUUUCUAUUUCAUAAUCUAAAUUUACUUAUUUUACGUUUAUUCAACUAAAACAUUACUUACACUAAGGUGCCCAUGUCGCUGGAGAGGUAUUGUCGUUCCAAACAACCGGGUAUACAGAACCAUUCGUAGCGGUUCACGUUCAAAAUGUAACGGUAUGUACCUACACAAUGCUUAUCUAUAGAUUAAUUUUGACAACUGUUAAGGAAGUACAGUCAACAGCACAACAGAUAAAUCAAAUCAGAAAUUCAAUACUCAUGAGCAGAAUUCGCGUGAGACCUGUGUGGCGUCGAAGUGAUUCAAAAGUAUGUAAACCAAAUAACCUACUAGCGAGCCCAAUACAACUACGCUAAUUUCUACUUUCUUUACUAUUGGUACAUAAUAUUUCUUUUGUGCUAUACAAAUUUUAUGUAUUUUAGCCUCAAAGACGAGAUGUGGAACAGCGGUACAGUCAUCUAAGAUUGGAAUAUGUCAGCCCUAUGUCAGCGGUAGAGAUUAUCUUUGAUACAAAAGAGUUUUUGAUUACGUUUCACGUAAGAUUUCCUAUAUUUACUAUACCCUAUGGAAUUGUUGGUCAUUCUAUGAAGUUAGCUACAACUCAUACCGGAAUUAAUCAUGUGCGGAACUCAUGUCAUAAGUAAGGAUUAAUACCAUUUAUCAUACUGCGUAAUUACUUGUCUAUUAAAAUAGAAUGUUUUGAAAAAUGCAUGGAUUUUAAUACCCUUUUUCCCUUUUUGGUAACACCUGCACAAUGGGCAAUGGCUAGGCUAAGUCCGCUACGCAAUAUGUAACCGCAUGGUUGGGUUAUAAACAUGACCAUGUUAUAACGUUUUCGCUUAAACGCUAACGCUUAAAAAGGUACUAAGAAUAGGUGGUAGGAGCUUGCGCGGCACUAAAAUACGACAUUUUCAUUUCCAGUGUUAGGUCCUCCCAAAGUACAACUAAAAUGAUUUAUUUAAUUUACAAUCACAUUUACGUGCGUUCGUUUUAAAUAGAAAGAUUUGGAGACUCCACUCCUCGUCGUAAGGUAAAAUACUCAUGAAAAAAAUCAAAAAGACAGGUCUCCAGAGUGUUUUCAUUUGAUGACCACAUUAACUAUUUACCCAAGCCAGGAAUGUCACAGAUCCCUUCAGGGUCUUCUGCAUCUUAUUUUAAGACGAUAAAUGGGACGAAAUGUGCAAAAUACCUACCUACAAAACAAAAGGCGACACUCGGUUCAAUCAAGAACUAUAAUUGCAAUUUUCAUGGUUAAAAUCAAUUAUGUUUUCACUGACAGACAAAUUAGGACUGGUAAAACUGCUUUAGAUACAUCUUCAGACAAGACAAUGAACGAUAAAAUAGUGCUUUUGCCAUUAUUAUUUCUGCUGUUACUUGAGCAUAUACACUGCUACAACUCAACGCAUCGUUUUAUGACUUUUGAAACAGGUAUGCAUAUGGAAGGAGAGGAAAUAGCGUAUACACGCAUGGGUUUUAUCCCACCCUUCACACCACUAUACAUACACAAUAUAACCAUAGCGGAACCCAGAGAAGAUUUGGAAAAAGAAUUUACCUACUUGAGAGUGGAGUACAUAAGCCUUGUGUCGCCAAUAAAAAUAAUAUACAAUGCCACUGAGUCCACGAUUACGUUCCACAUACUGUUUCCAUUUCUCAACAUACCCUUUGGAAUUAUUGGCUACUCUCUAAAUGUGAAUCAUUCCAAAGUUUACAAUCAAUGGAACGAUACCUCUGCAGAGACCAAGAUUACAACCACUUCUUCAACUACCGCUUCCACCACCACUGUUUCUGGAUUCUUGACUGAAGCACCUCUAGCACAACCUUUGCCGUAAACAUAAAU